Molecule: messenger RNA, 4004 nt
Organism: Anastrepha obliqua
Lineage: Eukaryota; Metazoa; Arthropoda; Insecta; Diptera; Tephritidae
Gene: Cdc7
Product: cell division cycle 7-related protein kinase
Exons: 4
Coding region: 702-3080 (792 amino acids)
Biological process (GO): mitotic DNA damage checkpoint signaling; protein phosphorylation
Cellular component (GO): nucleus
Molecular function (GO): ATP binding; protein serine/threonine kinase activity
Source: RefSeq, a predicted model, not a curated record
CUCAGCUGGGAACGCCUAGCCAUCCGCAUUGAGUAGUUGCGUAGCCCGGAAAAUGCAACACCGGGUCCAAUUUACUUUCAGCCUUGCCGUCAUUCUCACAGCAAACUCGAUUUUCGUAUUUAUCAACGUCAGCUUUAACAAUACGGAAAAUAAAAUAAAAAAGUUUAAUUACCAUUUCGGUCGACACAAUUGACUGUGAAAUAAAUUUUUCCGUGCAAAAUUUGUUGUGUGUCGUAGGUACGAGAGAGAAAUUUAUAUGAGUUCGGUUCGGAGUGAAUUACAAAAAUCUCAAUUUUCAUAAUUAUAUUGGCAGAAAUAACCGAGAUCUGCAUUUGCCUCAGUAUCUGCGUUAAAGCGUUUUUCGGUUUGUCUUUGUGAAGCGACAGAGGCACAAACAUAUUAGUACAUAGUUGAAAUAAAUAAGGUGUUGUGAAAAGUUUGCUGUAGUGUGCCAGAAACUAGCUUGAAAUAAAAAGAGGUGAAGUGCCCCAAAGGCGUCGGGAAAAUCGCAAGUCACAAAUGCGACAGAUUCAGUGACAACGCCAAAAUUUUACGCCAAGGGCGCAAGCACCAAAAAAACUAACAUCAGGUAGAACAACAGUCACAAGCAAAAGUCCCUGAAAAGCCAUCACAAACAACACCAAAGUUAAAAGAAAAAUCCGGCAUCAAAUAAAACCGGAAGAUAAGCCAUCUACAAAAAAAUGGAAAGGAAAUCGCAUAAAACGGCACGCAAUAGCAACAUUAUAGUAGCCGGUGGAGGACUCGGCCUUAAAACCGGCAGUGCAGUUGCACCCGCCACGACGCUUGCCAUACCCACCCUCGCAACUGGACAGAAGCAAUACACGACAGGCGGUAGCGCUAUAGCCGCAACUGGCGAAGCUGUCGAUAACGCCGGUGGUGGUUCUGUCAGCAGUGGCAGUAAACAUCGUAGCAGUAACACAAGCCAUCACAAUCAUAGUCGUCACGCACACAAUACUAGUCACCAUCAACAUCAUCAGCACACACAUAGCAGUCAGGCGCAGCAAACGCAAGUGCAGCAUACAAUACAUGCCACGAACCCAGCGCUGAUGUUAGCGGUCGGCAAAGCUGCCAACGAAGCCAGCAAAAAUACGAAAGUUGUAGGCACACAAAUCUCCAACGCCAUGGAACAAGUAGCAGCAGCGCUAACAACAGUCAGUCCCAAGUUGGCAACGACGACGGCGAUGCGCAACAAAAACGAAGAGGCUAUCAAUGACUUACGUCAACGCAUUCCUGAAAUCGAAAAUAUUUUCGAUGUACACAGCCGGAUCGGCAAUGGCACCUUUAGCACGGUGCUGCUGGGCACUUUGAAGAAGGAGCGCGAUUUGCCCGAACAUGUGCGACGUAAAUUCGCUAUUAAACAUCACAUACCCACCAGUCAUCCCGAUAGAAUAAUGAAGGAGUUGCAGUGUAUGGCAAAAAUCGGCGGCUCAGACAAUGUAGUCGGCAUUAAUUGUUGCAUACGCUACAACGAAUCGGUUGCUUUCAUUAUGCCAUACAUGCAACACGAUCGCUUUCACGACUUCUUCAACAAAAUGAAACUGUUCGAAUUGCAGCACUACAUGCGCAAUCUACUUAUCGCCUUGCGACACGUACACAAAUUCAAUGUCAUUCAUCGCGAUGUGAAGCCCAGCAACUUUCUGUAUAAUCGCCGCAAACGCCAAUUCCUGCUGGUAGACUUCGGUUUGGCGCAACAGGUGCUUACACCCCUCCAGACCAGUGCACUGGAAACUGGUUGCGAGCAGCCGCUCUCAUUGACGCUGGGCUCGGAGGGCAAAAGGCCACGCGAUGGUGACGAGUCGCCCACCAACAAGAAAGCCGAUUCCAAUAGUGGUGUGACGGCCAGCGAUGCGUAUAACGGUUCAAAACGUCCACGUUGCACCGGUCCGCAUGGCGAUCAGGAAUUUGCUGCAAAUGCGACGCCCAAUGCGCGCGUUGCCAAUAGUUGCAUUGUGGGCGGUUCGCCAUUCAAAAUGCCACUCAAGCAAUUGAACGAGAUCUCUGCGGCUGGGGGCAAUAAAAGUAGCACCUUGAACAUGGCAGCUAGUACGAUGGUGGCAGGCACCAACAACAAUGCCAAUCACACUAACUACGCCGGCGACAAUGGCAUCUGUGAUACGCCGCUGGGACGGCCGGUCAAGUCCGCUAUCAUCGGCGGCUGUGCAAACAGCCGAAUGCAGCAGAAGUUGCGGCAAAGUGGCAGCGUCGUGCGCACUCCAAACAGCCUCGCGCAAGAAACAGCUAACGGCUCGAACGCCGCAAUACAGUGCACAGAGAGCAACAUGACCAGCAAGUACAACACCAAUCGCAAUCUCAGUGCCACCAACGGCCCGAAGUGCGUAUGCUAUGGGAAUCCGCAGGUCUGCAACAUAUGUCUCGUCAAAAAAGAGAUGCAUGCAUCCCGUGCCGGCACACCGGGCUAUAGGCCGCCUGAAGUGCUGCUGAAGUAUGCCGAUCAAACCACUGCGGUGGACAUUUGGGCUGCGGGCGUAAUAUUUCUCUCAAUACUGUCGUCGGUAUAUCCAUUCUUCAAAGCACCCAACGAUUUUGUGGCGCUUGCUGAAAUGGUUACGAUAUUCGGGGAUAAGACCAUACGAAAAACAGCAUUUAUACUUGACCGCUUGGUGACGCUGAGCCAAAAAACCAGACCACUGGAUCUGCGCAAGCUGUGUGUACGCUUUCGCAAUCGCGUCAAAUUUAGCUCACCUGAGCUGCUGAAGAAGUAUCAGCGGCCGGAUGGCACCUGUGAGGUGUGUCGCAACUGUGAUCAAUUCUACUUCAACUGCUUGUGCUCGGAAACUACAUAUAACACCGAGCCACUGGACGAUGAUGAUCCCUUCCCCUCGAGCGCUUACGAUCUGCUGUAUAAACUACUUGAAGUGAAUCCCCAUCAACGCAUAACUGCCGAGGAAGCGCUCAAACAUCCCUUCUUCAGUGAGACGGGCACCACUAGUAGCGACAAGUGUACAGGUAUCUCCAACAACAACAACAAUAUAAACCCCUCCGUCAUCGCCUUGGAGGCCGCGCAAAAAAAGGGUUCGCGCGAUAAAGUCGACCCUUGAAGUUUGCGAAAGCGUCGUGGCAAACGUAAAAGAAAAGGAAGAGAGAAACCAAAAGAAACUGAAAGUUAGUGAGCAUAGUCGGUAAAACUGUUUGCUAAAUUUGAAGAGUGCAAAAUGUUCAGAUGUGCGCACCUCGGUCAAUCAUAAACGAUGUAUACCAGUCACCGAUGUGUCAGCGCACCAACGCCUCCUAACUUAAUGGCUCCGACAACGCUACGCAGAUACCGGAUCCCAAAUCGCCUUGUUAAACUAUACGACGAUCAUUUAGUGUAUUUAUUAUUAGUAAUUGGUAGCAACCGUUUUGGGUCAUUAAAAAAUUUUACAAAUACGUUUGAAAAAAUUGUGGAUCAUAGCAUAGUAGUGUUUUUAUAUACAUAAAUAGUAUAAUAGUAUAGAAAUAUAUUUUUUAAAAUCAUGCAAACACGCGACGAUUACAUGAUUAUUAAGAAGGGCAACUAAACACUUUGGAAUGGCAUGGUGCGCCAGAAAAACUACCCAGUUAUAUUGUAAAUGACACGCUUUAUUUAGUAAUUAUGCUUUCGUUUGUUUUUGUUGAAAAUUGCGCUUAUAAUCCUUAGUUACUCAUAAUUUAUUGCGUAUUAUUGAAGAAAAUAAAACGGUAAACGUUGAAAAGUUUCAGUUUUUUUCUAGGUUUUAUUACAGUUUACUGUCAAUACUAUUAUUAAAUAUUAAUGAUUAGAAAUGUUGUGUGUAUGUUAUUUCAUAUAUGUUGUGUGACUUAGAAUUGAUAAAAGUUUAGCGUACUAAUUACAAAUUAUUUUAACACAAAUCUGCUGUAUUGCCAAAAUACAAAACUCUUGUUUCAUAGUUAUUUAUGUAUAUAUAUUUGUUGUAUUUAUUUUAUUAGAAAUUUUUGUUUUGCUAGUUCGAGUAAGUAGACGUAAUAAAUUUUUGAAAACAUUA